Molecule: messenger RNA, 546 nt
Organism: Penicillium coprophilum
Lineage: Eukaryota; Fungi; Ascomycota; Eurotiomycetes; Eurotiales; Aspergillaceae
Gene: rcf1
Product: respiratory supercomplex assembly factor RCF1
Exons: 3
Coding region: 1-546 (181 amino acids)
Biological process (GO): mitochondrial respirasome assembly
Cellular component (GO): mitochondrion
Source: RefSeq, a predicted model, not a curated record
AUGAACAGGGAUCCUGUACCUUCGUCCUUUGAGGAUAAUCCUCAAUUUACAGAAGAGACUGGCACUCAAAAAUUCACACGACGCCUCAGAGAAGAGCCACUCGUUCCACUUGGAUGCGCCGCAACAUGUUAUGCCCUCUACCGCGCCUACCGGUCGAUGAAAUCCGGCGACUCGGUUGAAAUGAACCGAAUGUUCCGAGCGCGUAUCUACGCACAAGCCUUCACACUAGUCGCCCUAGUCGCCGGUGGAAUGUACUUCAAGACAGAGCGACAGCAGCGCCGAGAAUUCGAUCAGGCUGUGGAACUUCGGAAGAAGCAAGAAAAGCGCGACGCGUGGUUGCGCGAGCUGGAGAUUCGUGAUAAGGAGGAUCGCGAGUGGAGGGAGCGCCACGCUUCCAUUGAGGCUGCGGCUAAGGAGGCCGGGAACAAGCCAGUGCAACCAGCGCCGCGCAAGGAGUCUGAAGAGGCGCGGUCUUCGAUUGAGCCCGCCGACGAGAAGUCUAUUGGAGUUAUGGAUGCCGUGAGAGCUCUUCUUUCACGGAACUGA